AUGCAAAACCAAAGGAACUAUGCAAAGCAAGAACUGAUAUAUGAUUUAUUAUUUGGAAAUCAUCAGAGAAGAUCCCCAAAAGGAGGAGUUGGAAACCUCGGAGAUUCUGAUGAAUGUUUAAUUUGCAAAAGAGACAAACUUGUAGUUGCCGAAAAUUUAGGAGUUGAGCUAUCUGAUAAUAUAGUUGAGUUAUUAUGCAUAGAGUGCAAAAGAGGCUUGUUUUCAUUUGAAGGGUUUAGGUACCAAUGUAAGCAAGUAAAGAAUUCUGUCUCAAAUCUGGAAAGUAUUAGUGUCGUACUGAAUGAGCAGAUGAGAAAACUCUCUUAUUUAAUUAGAAAAGAAAAGAAUUUAGUCGGAAAUUCAACGAAAAUCGAGCAGAACAAAGUUCCUGAUUGGUGUAAUAGGGACAUUCCCUCCAAAUUUGGGAAAGGCAAUAUCAAGUUUCAAGAAGGAAUCGAACAAAUUAAGAAGGAUAUUACUCAUGAUGAGGAGUCCAGACUUUCAGAUCAGCUACAAAUUUUUCAUGGAGACUUACUUAACUUACAGGAGACAAUAUUUACAUUCAUCAAUGUAUUAGAAGCAUAUAUAGAUACGCCUUGGAUUUCAGUAUUAAAAGAAGCAAGAUCUAAGCAAGAGACCCAGCCUUGUGUUACAAACUUUCAAGAAGAUAAAAAUAUUAAUCCAGUUGAUUCUGUGAAAAUUGAAGUUAGUGACGACCAGAACAAAGAAAUCAAUACGACAGCUCAGAGAAUUGAACGAAUUAGAAAGCAGCAAGAAAAAGUUCGUCAGCAAAUUAAAGCUCUCUAUGACAAUGAUAAUACUGACCUACCGGAUAUUAAUGGGAGUAACUACUUCAAUUCAAUUGAUAAAGAAACUAACAAGAACAAAAUAGGUAACUACUUUUUGUUCACCCAAGAUACUUUGCAAUCCGAUGAAGAUCUAAUUAAAGAAGAUCAUAAGAAUGUGAAUGUGAAAGAAGCAAAUAUACCAAACCAACUAAUGCUGAGAAACUAUGAUAUACUUUGGUCUCCAUCUUCUGCUUCAGCAUCUUCUGACAAUGACUCUAGUUAA
Cryptosporidium ubiquitum is the source of this 1071-nucleotide messenger RNA. RefSeq lists its product as uncharacterized. Bases 1 to 1071 code for a protein of 356 amino acids. The transcript has a single exon. NCBI's taxonomy places the organism in Eukaryota, Apicomplexa, Conoidasida, Eucoccidiorida, Cryptosporidiidae. The record is from RefSeq and is a predicted model, not a curated record.